This is a messenger RNA of Oryzias latipes (Japanese medaka), 2362 nucleotides long. RefSeq names its product ARF GTPase 2a (gene arf2a). The record is from RefSeq and is a predicted model, not a curated record. NCBI's taxonomy places the organism in Eukaryota, Metazoa, Chordata, Actinopteri, Beloniformes, Adrianichthyidae. Gene Ontology annotation, molecular function: GTPase activity; GTP binding.
GUUGAGGAAGACGAAGAAGAAAAACCGGAGAAGGAUGUGAUGACGAAGGAGACACCGGAAAACGCCAUUUUAUUGUUGCGAAGGAGCAGUGAAGACGCUUCGAGAAACGUCAGUAAAGGUGAGCCAAGAUGGGGAAUUUCGCUAGCCUCUUCCGAGGAUUGUUUGGAAAGAAAGAGAUGAGGAUCCUCAUGGUUGGUCUGGAUGCUGCCGGAAAGACCACCAUCCUGUACAAACUCAAACUGGGAGAAAUAGUGACUACAAUCCCAACCAUUGGCUUUAAUGUUGAGACUGUAGAAUUUAAGAACAUCAGUUUUACAGUGUGGGAUGUUGGCGGUCAGGACAAAAUCAGGCCACUUUGGAGGCAUUAUUUCCAAAACACACAAGGCCUCAUCUUUGUGGUGGACAGUAACGACAGGGAGCGAGUCGGGGAGGCCAAGGAGGAGCUGAUGCGAAUGUUGGCUGAGGAUGAGCUGAGGGAUGCUGUCCUGCUGGUGUUUGCCAACAAACAGGAUCUUCCAAAUGCGAUGAACGCAGCAGAGAUCACAGAUAAGCUGUGCUUGCACUCCCUGCGCCACCGUAACUGGUACAUUCAGGCUACAUGCGCCACAAGCGGAGAUGGGCUCUAUGAGGGUCUGGACUGGCUUUCGAACCAGCUAAAAAACGCCAAAUGAUUGAUUACCUCUUCAUCCGUCAGCUCCUUCUGCAGCGUUGUUGGGGGAAUGCACUGGUCCUGAUAUCUCCUUCUCUUCUACAUACUUUCUUUUCUUUUUUCUUUUUUGAACGGUUGGACCUUUUGGCCAGUGCGGCCCUUCAUCCAUGUACUGUUUGUGUGUUUGGAUAAGUAUUUUUGAAUGAAUGCAUGUGUGCUUGCAUGUGUGAGCUUCUUGGGAGUCUCCCUGCUGUGCCUUCGACACAGUCUGCUCCCGUUCACCUCAUUUCUCUUUGUCAGGGUGCUGUAGUUUAACGCAAAAAGCAACACACGACGCCGAGGCUGUACGUGCUCUUAAAGGAAUGUCAACAGACAAAAAAACCAAAAGAUGAUUCCGUUUUUGUAUUUGAAAGUGUCAUGGAGGCCAACAGUGGCAGAUCGUUCUGCAGGGUUUGGUACUGGUUUUGAUAUCCAAGAUCAAAACAGACCUUUUUCUCGUCUUCUGUACUACAAGUCCCUGAUGGUCAAAUGCUAACCUAAUAUGGCAGCGAUUCCUUGAUGGGUUUAACUUCCUUUCCACCUUUAGAGACAUCUCAUGUCAGCUAUGGGUCGCUUUUUUCCCCCCCAAAGUGCAAGAAAUGGAUCAGAAAAUGGCGACAAUUGGUUUCCAUAUGUUGAGAGUGUAUCUUCAGCAUGGUUUAUGGUUGUUUGUGUGGAUUUCAGUUCAGCCAGCCUCCUUUUUAAGUUGUUCUGGUUCUUUCUUUACUGGUAAACGUUUUUUUUUUUAGUUGUAAGUAGUUCCUUAUUUAGGUUCUUGUUUUUUUAUAGUUAUUUUUAUUGAUUUUAUGUUACUUUUGAUCCAUCUGUGGCCCAGUGGGCAUCGGUAUUAGCUGACAGGGGUUUGCUUUACUUUCUUCAGGGACCAGUAUGUUAGUUUAUAUUUUUUCCAGGAACAAUUCUUAGUGUUCAGUUCAGUUUUGUGUGGUGGGCGGUAUUUUUUUCAGCUUUUUUUUCUCUCCCGAGGACACAGAAAAUGCAGUUGACCACAUCAUUAGUGCUUGAUGGUUGUCCUGAAAAUGAUUAGUCAUCGCUGCAGACUGUUUCCUUUUUUUCUUUAUGGCUUCAGUUUAUUUUGUUUGUUUGCACUGAACCAUCAGCUUUCACACCACAGGCUCGCGUGAAGAAAGCCGCAGCCUUUGCAGCGAACUCGCACGCCAUCGCGCUCCUCAUUGCUCUACACCAGCAGACAGUUCCAAGCUAGGAUUGUAUUCUAACCCGGUCCGAAUGUUGUUAUUUUUCUUUGUCCCGGAGGUCUUAGCAGGAGGUCUUAAACUAAACAAUAUCUGGAAAAAAAACAAAAAAACUGAGCAGGCCAAAAGCCUCGGAGAACUAAAUGUUACCUGGUUAUUUUUCUACAACUGGACAUUUUUGAUGUUUCUUUGAUUACUAACAGAAUGAUUAAUCUCUCUUUGUCUGUCUUGGUAUUUCUAAAAAGCUACACUUGAGUUUACUGAAAGAACCUGAUAAAAUCUUGUAAAUCGUAAUUCUCGCCAUGUUUUUUCAUGAUUUUUUUUCAGCUGUGACGUCUUCAUUUGUUUCUGUACGAGUCACAUGCUGCCGUUUAUUUCUUCAAUGCCUUUUUGCUUCUUUUAUAACUCAUUCUGUAACAUCUGAUAAAUGCACUAUAAUAAAGAGAAUCUUUAUUGUACACGC